AGCGAGCCAAUUGCCGGGUCUGAACCUCGCCAAGAGCUUCGAGGCAGCUGCAGCCGCAACCACAACAACGGCGGUGCUUACUGCUGAGCCUUCCCGCCCGGAGCGCGUGCUCAGCCACAAACAGGGAACAAAAGAAGCUGGGAUGAGCCUGAGGAAUUUGCAAAAGGAAAGUGAAAGCCUGGCUGGGCGCUUUGAGGCAGUGGCUGGGUGAGAAACUGAGCGCCCGUCAGCCAGUCCCCCAGGCGCGGCCAAGCGCCAUGAACUCCGGAAUGCGGAGUCCCGCGCGGGUUUCCCAAGGCUAGCUCUCCCCGUCCGUCCUCGAGGGGGACCAGCCCUGCAGCCAUGGCUAUAGCUCACCUGGCCACGGAGUACGUGUUCUCGGACUUCCUGCUCAAGGAGCCCACAGAGCCCAAGUUUAAGGGUUUGCGCCUGGAGCUGGCGGUGGAUAAGAUGGUCACUUGCAUAGCCGUGGGGCUACCCCUACUCCUCAUCUCGCUGGCCUUCGCACAGGAGAUCUCCAUCGGUACACAGAUAAGCUGCUUCUCUCCCAGUUCCUUCUCCUGGCGCCAGGCUUCUUUUGUGGACUCCUACUGCUGGGCAGCAGUUCAGCAAAGGCAUUCCUUGAACGGUGAUUCAGAAAACCUUCCAUUGUGGCUCCAUAAGUUUUUCCCUUACAUUUUGUUGCUGCUAGCUAUACUGUUGUACAUGCCUACAUUGUUUUGGCGUUUCACUGCGGCCCCUCACCUUUGUUCAGAUAUGAAGUUCAUUAUGGAGGAACUUGACAAAGUUUACAACCGGGCUAUCAAAGCUGUGAAGAGUGUUCGUGGUGUUGAUGUGAGAGAUGGUGCCAGCCCAUUUGUGGGUGUGACUGAGAAUAUUGGGCAAAGUCUCUGGGAAAUCUCUGAAAGCCAUUUCAAAUACCCAAUAGUGGAACAGUACUUGAAGACAAAGAAGAAGUCAAAGAACUUAAUAGUCAAGUACCUCAUCUGCCGGGCCGUGACCUUCAUAAUUAUCCUGCUGGCCUGUGUCUACCUGGGUUAUUACUUCAGCCUUUCCUCCCUGUCUGAUGAGUUUGUCUGCAGCAUCAAGUCAGGAAUCCUGAAGAAUGACAGCACAGUUCCGGAGCAGAUUCAGUGUAAGCUCAUUGCAGUUGGGAUUUUCCAGCUCCUCAGUUUCAUUAACCUGGUGGUUUAUGCUCUGCUGGCUCCCGUGGUCGUGUACACAUUCCUCGUUCCCUUUAGACAGAAGAGCGACGUUCUCAAAGUCUAUGAAAUCCUGCCCACCUUUGAUAUCCUGCACUUCAAGUCAGAAGAAUACAAUGACUUGAGCCUCUACUAUCUUUUCCUGGAAGAAAAUAUAAGUGAACUUAAGUCCUUUAAGUGUCUUAAAGUCUUGGAGAACAUUAAAAACAACAGUCAGGGGAUUGACCCCAUGCUACUCCUGUCUAAUCUUGGGAUGAUCAAGACUGAUGUCGUAGAUGGUAAAACUACCAAGCCUGCAGACAAAAAGGGAGCAGAACCUGGGAAUGAUGCAAUAGAGCUCAACGUUUUGACAGAUCAGGAUUUAAGCAACGAAGCGAAAGCAAACAAUGAAGAGAAGAAAAUUCGCCAGAGACUUCUAGAGUCUUCACAAUGACCCUUUCCCUCUAACUUUCAGUGUUGUGAUUUUUAUGAUGAGUAGCAUCCCAAUUACGGUACAAGCCUUGCUGAUUAGAGAAGUCAAAGGGUCAGGCUUUUACCCACCUUGGAUCGGGCCCAGCUCAUGACAGGUGCCCAUUUGGUGAGGAUGGCAAGGAACUGAUCUAGUGUCUGCCCUGGGAUGAUGAACUCAAAGAUUCUCAGUAUUGUGAGCAAGAGGCAAAGAACAUAUUGAAUAAACUCCCUGAGAGCUAAGCAGACUGCCUCAAGUGUAGCUACUAGAACCAUUUUAAUACAUAAAUAAUGUAGUUAAGGUAUAAAAAGAAGUGGCCCUGGCAAGAGAUCUAGAGAAAAGCCGUUCUGUGGAAGAUAAUGGUGAUCAACUCCGGAGGAACACAAAGAACUUACAAAAAAUAAAAACCAAGUAAGGAUAUCAGGAAAUAUUAAGCUCCUGGGGUACUUAAUAAUCACUGUUGGACCAUAAAGCGUCCUACAAGGUAUAUAUGAAUGGCGAGUGGGCAGAAAAACUGACUUUGGGGAUAAUAAAAAUUAGACUCUAUUGUUAAAGCUUUUGUAUUACAUUUUAGGUUUUUUGGUCUCCUUAAUUUAAGCAGUUUCUAGAUCAGACUUGUCUAAUGCCUUCAACAAAGGCUUUAGUUUGGUUUUUUUUUUUUUUUGGCAACAAAAUGUUAUGAAACAAACAUUUAAGUCAAGAAGUCCAAGGUGUAGGGAACACUAACCUGAAAGAGGCUAGUUAAAAUAGAGACAAAAUAACUUAGUAAGCCCACAUCUGAAUGACUCCAAAUACAGCCUUGCUUUAAAAACCCAGGCACAGACAUCCAAACUGACAAAGUAGAAAACUACAGGAAAGAAUAUUUCGUGUUGCAAAGGGAACCACUUCCCCAAAGGGAAUUCCUGCAGGGUUUCUUCAAAUCUUGAGCUCACCUAAUGCAUUUAAGAUAUGAUUCAAUUGAAAUAUAAUUUGAAGGGGGCAUUUCUUUAGCUUAAAAGUGAGCCAAGCCUGAAUUGGAUUUCUGUCAGGAAGCAUUAAGUAAUCCCUGUGAAAAUAUGUCACUUUAGGAAAGGAUUCAAGUCGUGGUACUAAACCCAUUUGGCUACUCGUUUUCCAGAAAUAUUUUAUAGACAGUUUUUAAAUAAUAAUAGGUACAGACAUGCUAUGUACAGGUAGGUAGAUGAGGUAAUUCUUUCAGAUGAGAAUUCAAAGCCAUCGUGGGGAACCUGUGGUCUCGAAGCCACAUGUGGCCCUCUAGGUCCUCAACUGUGGCCUUUUGACUUGA
Vombatus ursinus (common wombat) is the source of this 2935-nucleotide messenger RNA. It is a transcript of the gene PANX1, whose product is annotated as pannexin 1. The coding region runs from base 343 to 1635 and encodes 430 amino acids. Gene Ontology annotation, biological process: positive regulation of interleukin-1 production; monoatomic cation transport. The record is from RefSeq and is a predicted model, not a curated record. NCBI's taxonomy places the organism in Eukaryota, Metazoa, Chordata, Mammalia, Diprotodontia, Vombatidae. Gene Ontology annotation, molecular function: channel activity. The transcript has 5 exons.